UCCAUUGAACAUAGAAAGUAACCUGAAUCGCGUUUACUUACGUUCUACUGUCAGUGAUCACUUUACGUUGCUAAAAUAAAUCGCGACGGUCGCUCUCGUUUUUCUCAGCCGCAAAUGUUCUACCUGUUUAAAAUUUGAUUUCUUGUUGACUUCGUUUGAUGUUGACCAUCUGUCCGCUAGAUCAUUCUGAUUGCUCUCGGUUGUGCAACACUUGGUAGAAAUGUCCUUGAUCUCGUGUUUGUGAGGGCUGAUCCUUGUUAAGUUGCAGUUUUUCUUUGGAUUUUAAACCUUUUUUUCUCCAACUCUUUAAUGCGACAUGUUCAAAUAAUUUUUAAUGUGAAGUGCUAUUUUCAAAUCGGUCGAUAAACCGUGUAAUAGGAUAUUUCUAUAAAUAUUUUAUUAAUUAGGGUUAUCUUCUGCUAAACGAUUGUGGAGGACUUAUAUAUGAGAUUAAUAGUAAUCGUUUAUUGGUUGUCGUGAAACACUUUUUCACAAAGAACAUUGGGUGGCACACGUAAACAAUAGCUCUGAUCCUCUCAGUGAUGGAUUGUGGCAGAUUCUGACCACUUUAGGAGGCAGAGAAGUCACACCCUUUUCAACUAAAUUAAACCAGGUGUUGUCUUUGUACCGAUGUAUCUAACCCGUGUAGAUCUGAAUUUUACUUACGGGUGUUGGAAACCUUUCUCCCCCCUUAAGCUUGGGGUGAUGCUGGGUUUAACAUGUCUAAGAUAUAUGCAUAGCAAUUUUUUUAGUACAGUACCUAGAGAUUGUAAAAUAUUGUAAUAAUAUAGUCAGUCAUGUUUUCCCAGUUUUGUUUGGUUCCCUCUUAAGCGAGUAGGUGCCCCUCCCCACCCAUGCUGGGGCUUUAGGAAUGAAAGGUCUCUUAGUAGAUAGAUUGUAGUAUCUGGUAUAGACAGUUAGGAUACCUAUAUCCAGGGUUGACAUUUCAGAGAUCUGUUUCUUCUGGUUACUUUGUAAAUAAAUGGUCUGAGUUAAAUGUACAUAAAAUAUUAAAAUGUAGCCAUCUAUAAAAUGUUUACGUAUAGAAUACAAGAAGUUGCAGAAUUAGUGAUUGUGAACUGUUCUUGAAUGAAGUAUAGCGCUGGCCCUGACAAGCUGAAAGGUGGGGCAUGAGCCCGUGUUAUCAACAACUGACCAACAUGGCGUCUUGCACUGCAGCUAAAAGACGAGCAUCUCGGAAAAAAACGGCAGUUAAUGUCGUGCAAACAGCCCCAAUAUGUAAACUUCCAGCAAAUAUUAUGUUGCAUGUUUUUAAAUUUCUUGAUAUAAAAACUCUGUGUUCGUCAUCCACUGUUUGUCGCUUGUGGUAUCACCUUGUUUGUGAUCGAACCUUGUGGAAGAUAGUUGAUCUUCGUUCAUGGCCGCUUUCCCUAAGGACUUUGUGGAAAAUCGUCAGGAAUCGAUUGUCAGAUUCAGUUGUGGAGCUUCUAAUAAAAGGAUUUAUCGGAACAACGAAAAAGAAUGAAAACAUUUCGCCCUCUUUGCUUGAAGAGAUCAAGACAAAAUGUCCAAGUCUCGAGACUCUUGGUUUGUGUUAUUGUGAUAUGAGGAACGUUCCUGCUCAGUGUUUACCAAGGAACCUAAAGAGUCUUCUCCUGGACCAUUCCAUCGUACCUCUUGGCUGGUUUGAAGGAUUAAAAUGUGAGCAGUUUUUUCCAAAUCUCUUGGAACUUAAUUUAACAUAUUGCACUCGAGUUGAGAACUCUGAUCUACAAAGUAUAAAGAAGUUGAAAACAUUAGAACGUUUGAAUCUCAGUUACUGCUAUCGUGUUGGAGAUGAAGGUAUACAGCACAUUGCUAGAAAUCUAACCAACCUGACAGAGCUUAAUCUGUCAAAUUGUCCCAAAGUGACAGAUUUAGGACUACACCACAUUGGGCGUCAUUUGACAAUACUAAAGAACUUAAAUUUGUUGUCUGAUUGGAGGAUCACAGAUGCGGGAAUUCUUUCCCUUGUGCACAGUCUAGUAAAUUUGGAAUAUUUGAAUCUAUCAUCGUGUAAGGAAAUAACAAGUGUUAGUCUUUUUGAAAUUACUGAAAAAUGUAAAAAGCUGAAGGUUUUGGAUUUGACAGGUUGUUGUGCUAUUUUGGAAAAGGAUUUGAAGGAUGCACGAAUCAUUUUAUCAAACUGUGUCAUACAGUGGACUUGACAGGUUUGUGUGAAUUAUUCCUGAAAAUAUAACUGCAAGGUGUUCUUCCACUGUUUUUGUCAUGUUCACAGGAUGGAAAGCUUGUACAUUUAAAUUAUAUCAAGCAAAUACAUGUACGUAAGUAGAGAAUAACAUCAGUAUAAAUUAAUCACUACAAAGAGCAGGGAAGCUUCAUUUGUGCCUGAUCAACAACAAAAAAACUGAUAAAUUGGUGCAGAUUUUAGGUGAGAAAUACAUAUUUACCCAAUGACAAGUCAUGCAAGAUUUUGCUGUAGUGGUAAUUUACAUGCAAUUCACCUUCUGAGACAUUCAGUAAAUCAUAGGAACUAACACUGUUUCAUGCAUUAGAUUUUGAUGUAAGUGGCCAAAACUUGGAAAUCAAAACUAUGGAAUUUAUAAUAUAGAUAAGGAAAUUAGAGAAAAGUAAUAGUUACCUUUUCUGAUUUACACCUCAUUCUUCAAUGUGGUCUUGUUAUCUCCCACAAGAUUUUGUUGCAACAACCGCAAUACAUGACCAUCAAGUUUUUUUUUUAAUUAGAAAAUGAGUAAGUGGGUUGUUUUUCAAGCCAAACAUUCAGUAGAAUGGGAAUAAUAGAAUGGGAAAAUAACUUGACUGUAUGUUUGUUUAAAUGAAAAUGUUCUGUAAGAGUAGGGUUUUCUUUAAACCAAAACUAAUUUAAUAGCUGUAGGUUUCUCACUGUAAACAUGUCACUGAACUUUUUGUUUAAACUGAGUUAAUUACUUUGUAGUUUGUAUUAGAUGUGUUAAUUGCUCUUAGUCAAUAGUUUGAAAAUUCUUGGAGUUAACCCUUUAACUCCCAGAUCACAUUUGUAAUUCUCCUUACUGUCAACCAUACAAUUCUUAUGAUGUUAGUUCAGAGAAUCUAGUAUUGGAUAAACUGAUUAUCCCCAAAUUGAUAUUUUUCUUUAUUCUCAUAACUUAUCUGGUUGAUAUUGUAUUGAUAUUGUAAGGAGAAAUUCUGUCUUGGUCACAUGGGAGUUAAAGGCUUAAUUGGUACUCCUCAGUUUUUUGUGUAAAUGUUGUAAAUGAAGACAUGUUUUAUGCAAAUGUGAAUUGUUGAGCCACAACUGCAGCCUUUGCUAACCAAAUGAAUAAUUGACCCAAUUGCUUGGUCAGUUAUCACAUGUCUAAAAAUUUUCCAUGAAACAUUUUCCUUCUUGAGCCAACCAGUUUCAUUUCUUUGUUUCAGCUCAUAAAUGGAAUA
Molecule: messenger RNA, 3393 nt
Organism: Pocillopora verrucosa
Lineage: Eukaryota; Metazoa; Cnidaria; Anthozoa; Scleractinia; Pocilloporidae
Source: RefSeq, a predicted model, not a curated record